Messenger RNA from Caenorhabditis briggsae, 1971 nucleotides. It is a transcript of the gene Cbr-mab-20, whose product is annotated as Protein CBR-MAB-20. Gene Ontology annotation, biological process: negative chemotaxis; semaphorin-plexin signaling pathway; negative regulation of axon extension involved in axon guidance. Gene Ontology annotation, molecular function: chemorepellent activity; semaphorin receptor binding. The coding region runs from base 1 to 1971 and encodes 656 amino acids. Lineage: Eukaryota; Metazoa; Nematoda; Chromadorea; Rhabditida; Rhabditidae. The record is from RefSeq and is a predicted model, not a curated record. The transcript has 9 exons.
AUGAAAGCCUGGAUAUUGCUACUCGUCCUGACGAGAUGCUCCUGGGGAUUGAUCAGUGCUGACAACACAUUCUCGGAUCGAACAAUCGGCGAAUUCCGCGAGCUACUCAUCAACACUAAAGACGGCGCACUUUUUGCCGGCUCCGAAGGCGCCAUCUUCCGUCUAUGGGCUUAUAAUAUCAACGAUACGGGAGAGAAUGUGUUCUCGAAGAAACAAUUGAUUCUAAGCGAGACGGAAGAAUCAGAGUGUUGUUCGACGGCAAGUGAUGAGAAAUUAUGCAGGCCCUCCACAAGAUUUUUGGCGUUUACCAAUAAUAAGGACUCGAUUUAUGUGUGCUCUUCGGUUGGAAUGCGACCAGAGAUUCGAGUUUUGGAUUCGAUUUCGUUGCAAGACCAACAAGAGCCAAGAACGGAAAUCGGGAUUUGUGUAGUUGAUCCGACAUUCAAUUCCACUGCUGUGGUUGUGGACAACGGGAAUCCAGAAGACGCGUCAUCCGUCUACUCGGGAAUCCGAACUGGAAUGGGAGGGGAGAAUCAUUUGAUCUACCGCCCGCCACUAACCAAAAACGGAAAACAACUGCAUGCAUCGAUUCGUACGAUCUACUCGGAUAACAAAUGGCUCAAUGAGCCCCAGUUCGUUGGCUCAUUUGACGUUGGACAACAUGUGCUAUUCUUCUUCCGAGAGAUUGCUCAUGAUAAUUCGUUUGGCGAACGAAUCAUACAUUCUCGAGUGGCACGCGUUUGUAAGAAGGAUAUUGGAGGAAGAAAUGUGUUGAGACAAGUUUGGACAAGUUUUGUGAAGGCUAGACUCAAUUGCUCAGUCUCUGCAAAUUUCCCGUUUUAUUUCGAUCAUAUUCAAUCCGUUAAACGAGUCGACAAGCACGGUGAAACCUUCUUCUACGCGACAUUCAGUACAUCAGAGACCGCAUUCACAUCGUCAGCUAUUUGCAUGUUCCAGUUGUCUUCAAUUAAUCACCUCCUUGACACCGGUCUAUUGAUGGAGGAAACCGCGAAUGGACAGUUUGCAGUGACAGCCGAUGAGAUUCCAGCGCAUCGUCCAGGAACGUGUUCCUCAAACUCGCACUCCAUCUCUGACACUGACCUCCACUUCGCCAAAACUCAUCUCCUGGUAUCCGAUUCAAUCUCAGGGGGUACUCCGAUUCUUCCACUUCGGGACCACGUCUACACACAAAUUCUUGUCGAUCAACUGAAUAAUCAAAAUGUGAUAUUUGCAUUCGAUUCGUCUCAACAGAAAAUGUGGAAAAUUUCGCAUUGGAAAGAGGGAAACGAGUGGAAAUGGAAUUUAAUAGAGACGCAGACUCUGAAGACGUCAGGAUUCAGAAUCAACGAUGUUGCAUUGCUGCCUGGAGAGUUCUUCUUCGCCACGUCGAAAGCAGGUGUACAUCAGUUUUCGGUCGCCCGCUGCCAGGAACUUCCAUCUUGUGCUCUUUGUUCAAUGGACCCAUACUGUAGCUGGAAUGCUGUCAACUCGAAAUGCGCUCUAAAAACGAAAACGAAUGAGAAAUCAGUCGGAUGGAUUUCAAGCUCAUGGGCCGGCAGAAUUAGUCCCGAGUGUAGUGCAGUAGAGAAAUUACAGGUCAAAGACGUCUAUCUCGGCGACGGUUUCAAAAUUCAAGGCGCGCGAGGUGGAACGUGGCAAAAAGAUGGGCGGGACUUAGAAGAGAGCCAACGCCACGUGGCAACGAGCCAAGGAGAAUUGGUGAUUCUGAAUGUUGACGUCGAAGAUGCGGGAACCUAUGAGUGCACGAGAAACGGGGUUAUUCUCAUGAGAGCUCGGGUCGUUGUACAUGAAAAUUGCGCUCGCCCAACCAGCGUCGCCGAGUACCGCUCAUGCCAACGGGAAUGGUGCAAAAAGGCCGACGCCUACAAGGCGGCACUCAAUAUUUGGAGUGAUUCCAACAAGAAAAAUGUGCAAUGCAAGGCAAACGGUCCCAGUAUCAAUGGUCUUUGA